AUGUCGAUAUCACACUUAGCCCGGGAGCUGUCUAAUCAUGCUCCUCUCCUCAUCUCUGUCUCGACUAGAUUGGAUAAUAAGCCACGACCAUUUAGGUUUUUAAAUGUUUGGAUGAGGCAAGAUGAGUUUCUGCCAAUCAUUAGAGAAUCUUGGGACCAAUCCUGUCCCAAGUCCCCUAUGCAAAUCCUUUGUCACAAGUUGAAAAGGCUUAGGGGAGCCAUCCAGUCGUGGAAUAAGGAGGUGUUCGGGGAUAUUUUUCAAGGAGUCAAGAAGAAGGAAGAGGAAUGGUGGCUUGCUAUGGUUCAAAUGGAGAAUGAUGAGUCAGAGGGAGCUCGGGUGGUGAAACAACGGAGGCUACAAUUGGUGAUUCAUAAGGUCAAGAAUGAAAGAGGUGAAUGGGUUGAGUCUGAGGAGGCUACAGGGGAAGAGGCUGUACAGUUUUUUGAGAAGAUGUUUACGGCUCAACAAACAACUUCAUCUCCUGAUUUGAUACAGAAUAUCCCCAAACUUUUGAUGGGUGAGGACAGUGUUUUGCUGGAGCAAGUCCCUUCCAAGGAGGAAAUUCGCCGUGUAGUGUUUGAUAUGGAUGGGGAGAGUGCACUGGGGUCUGAUGGCUACACAGGCAAAUUUUUUACGGCUGCAUGGUCAAUUAUUGGAGAUGAUAUGGCUAGGGCAGUGUGCAGUUUCUUUUGUAGAGUUGAAUUGCCAAGGGCAGUUACGGUGACUUCCAUUGUGCUCAUCCCUAAGAUAGCACACACCCAGAAUUUCUCACAGUUUAGGCCGAUUAGCCUGUGCAAUUUUGUAAACAAAAUUUUUUCGCGAUUAUUGGCCGAUCGAUUGGCUAAAGUGUAA
Coffea eugenioides is the source of this 852-nucleotide messenger RNA. RefSeq lists its product as uncharacterized. The coding region runs from base 1 to 852 and encodes 283 amino acids. The record is from RefSeq and is a predicted model, not a curated record. The transcript has 2 exons. Lineage: Eukaryota; Viridiplantae; Streptophyta; Magnoliopsida; Gentianales; Rubiaceae.